AUCUUCUUCCCCUCAUUCAUGUUUUAACUCACGCACGCGAACCAUUGUUUGUCGAGAAGUCGCUUUGUUCAGCAUCAGGCUAUGUCUUCGCCACGGAAAUCACCGUCUCCGGAUAAGGCGGGCAGAUCUCCCACUCGCUCGCCUGAGGCGCCGGGAAACUCCACAGAUGAGGCCAUUGACAACCACAUUGAAGUUGACGAUGAUACUGACUCAACCUAUUCUGAGGGGACGCGCGUCACUGACACACAGUCGUUGAGAUCAUCAAUUUUGAACUACAAAUGGGAGAACGGACGUCGAUACCACGCCUAUAAUGAUGGGGAAUACUGGGCCCCGAACGACGAUCGCCAGCAAGACGCUGAAGACCUCAUGCACGAGAUGUUCCGUAUUAUCUUGGACGGUAAUCUCUACGAAGCACCAAUCAGUGAUACUCCUCAAGCAGUUCUCGAUUUGGGCUGUGGUACAGGUAUCUGGGCCAUUGAGUUUGCUGAUGAACAUCCAUCUGCUGAAGUCAUUGGCGUGGAUCUGUCGCCAAUUCAGCCCAGCUUUGUUCCACCCAACUGCAAAUUUGAGGUCGAUGAUAUCAACCAGGAAUGGACUUACCCGACUGACAACUUUGACUUUAUUCACAUCCGCAGCAUGACAGGAUGUAUCCCUGAUUGGAUCGAGCUGCAUAAAAAGGCGUUGCGAACCCUAAAGCCAGGUGGAUUUAUUGAGCACGUUGAAUUAUGGGGCAAGUGCAAAUCCGACGACGGAUCUUUGAAGCCUACCUCUCCGCUUUAUAAGUGGGUAGAGGUCUUUGAGAAGAUCGGAGAACUUACCGGCAAGACGUUUUUCUACGGUGACAAGGCAGCCGACGCCAUGAGAGAAGCGGGUCUAAGUGGUGUCUCUGAGCGCAGACUUAAGCUUCCUCUGGGACCGUGGCCAAAGGACAAGAAGCUCAAGCGAUGGGGAGCCUGGAAUCGCCAGUUUUUGCUGCAAGCGCUAGAAGGGUUCUCCAUCCGCGGCCUAACCGAAAUGCUAGGCUGGUCUUUUGACGAUGCACAACUGUUCCUUGUGGAUAUGCGGAACGAGCUUCUGAACCCGAAUGUUCAUGCCUAUGGAGAGGUAACUAUCAUAUAUGGUCAAAAGCCGGAGAAUGAAACUUAGGAUUGCGUGAUGUGGUUGUGGCUGUCAAAUGAAAGCGUGGUUUGGGGGAGAGAUGACUAUAGAGGAGAAGAUGCGAAGGGUGUCAGUCUGACAAUGAUUUUGCAUCAAUUUCUCCCCACCACCAGUCGGCACAAGGCCUGCAUUGAUCAGCAGCUUACGGUCAUAGAGCCAGUUUCUUUUUCGCUAUUUCUAGCGGUCUGUGACGCUUAUUCCUAGCAAUGGCCACAUUGUGCUUUCCACCUCCUCGGACC
Messenger RNA from Ilyonectria robusta, 1397 nucleotides. Its product is annotated as S-adenosyl-L-methionine-dependent methyltransferase. The record is from RefSeq and is a predicted model, not a curated record. The transcript has 10 exons. Lineage: Eukaryota; Fungi; Ascomycota; Sordariomycetes; Hypocreales; Nectriaceae. Gene Ontology annotation, molecular function: methyltransferase activity. Bases 82 to 1146 code for a protein of 354 amino acids.